AUGACAAAGGGGUGUGACGGGAAAUUCGGCAGAGAUUGCAGCUAUUCCUGCAGUGACAGGAAGUGUAGAGACCCUUCAGCGUCAUGUCAUCAUGUAACUGGAUCGUGCAAUGGGCCGUGUGUUGCUGGUUGGCAAGGAAUAGCCUGCAAUGUGAGUGAGACCGAGUCUACAGAAACCAGUCAAAAGGACGGUGGGUCCACGAAUGUUGCAAUGGCUGCUAUAAUAGGAAUACUUUCCAUAAUACUGAUUGCAGUUUCUGGUAUCUUCUUCUGGUACGUCAGACGGCACAGGAUGACAUCAGAAUCUACAACUAACGAAACGACAACUGUAGAAAACAAAGAUGGCGGACACUAUGAAAACGUGGGCAGUCAUACCGGACGAGAACGAGACACCGCGAGAGCUGACGUUUCUCGUGAGAGCGGCUACGUGAAUUCACAAAGGUCACGUGGUACAGAUGAUGUUCCACAGCGCCCCAUAGGUGAUAGUCAUGAAAGUGGUAACAUUAACGAAGGACAAGAUAUUCAACUAAACGAAUAUGAACAUCUUGAUUCAUCAAAAUCACCGCAGAAUGUCUACGAUAAAAUAAUAAGUUAAAGACAUCCGCUUCAGUUCUGGCAACCGCCACACUGACGACUGAAUGAUAACUAUAAC
Molecule: messenger RNA, 651 nt
Organism: Gigantopelta aegis
Lineage: Eukaryota; Metazoa; Mollusca; Gastropoda; Neomphalida; Peltospiridae
Exons: 4
Coding region: 1-594 (197 amino acids)
Source: RefSeq, a predicted model, not a curated record